AUGACGCAGAAAGCCAUGGCAGUGCACCAACGCUGCGCCAUCCAGGUAUGUAUACUGCGGACAUCCAAAGCGCAAAGCUCGACGGAGGCUUACAAUGACAAAGAUCUUACCCCUAGCAACGUGUUUAUAUCACCGGAAACGUCUAAAAUCAGGAGGAUCAUUGACUGGCAACAUACGGUGAUUGUGCCUCGAUUACUAGCUUCUGGACAUCCUCACCUAUUCGAAAACCCCGACGUCGAACUGCCACCGACAUUGGAUGCCCCUCAGCCUCCAGAUGGAUAUGAGUCACUGGAUCCUGAAACGAAAGCCCAGGUUGAUGAAUUACUCCGACGUCGAAACCUGUACUAUUUUUAUCGCGUGUUCAAUGGGGCGAAGAACCAGCUCCACCUGGCUGCUUGUGCUGAUCCACUACUUGAGCCACGCAAACAUCUUACUGAGAAGUGCCCCAUAGAUUUUACGGAGGCCGAAUUAAAACAGCAUUAUGAAAAUGAACUCACAUGGUUCGACUUUACCACUCUAGUCAACUACUGGCGGGAAGAGAUCGGCGGAAUGAGCGAGGAGGGGUGGGUGAAGGCGGAGGUUUAUGAUCACGCGGUGGAGAAGAACCGGGCGCUUAAAGAGAGAUUUUUGAAUGAUGCUGAUCCAGAUGAGGUUGACAAGGUAGCUCAAGUCAAUACGCCUCAGUCGAACAGAUUCCUGACCCCAUUUAUUUCAAACCACUUUCCAAUCCCUUCAAUCGCCGUUGACCAUCAUUGGCGGGUCAUGAAAAGCCUCCUCACCGCCGUUGACUUCGUCCGUGGGCGCCCCACAAAUCUCACGAAAUUCUUCGAGCCAACGGUUCGUCGCGGAGAGACCGUCUGGCCAAAGUCGCCCGUAGAGCAACUUCGCUACGGUAUUCGUUGGGAUUAUGAUGGGGUUAUCACCAAGGAUGAUGGAAAGGAGUAUCACAAAUUCCCGCUUCAACUAAACACCGGCAAAAUGCCUUCAUUGAUCAAGCAAUGGCGCGACAACGACCGUGGCACCCACUCUGUGAUGGCAAUGAUGUAUUUCCCCAAGGGUGUUAAGCUGGAUCCCCAGAUCUUCCUGCAAGAGGCGGAAAAAGCCCUCGAAGUCUUUUAG
This is a messenger RNA of Blastomyces gilchristii SLH14081, 1119 nucleotides long. RefSeq lists its product as uncharacterized. The record is from RefSeq and is a predicted model, not a curated record. NCBI's taxonomy places the organism in Eukaryota, Fungi, Ascomycota, Eurotiomycetes, Onygenales, Ajellomycetaceae. Gene Ontology annotation, cellular component: mitochondrion. The transcript is spliced from 3 exons. Bases 1 to 1119 code for a protein of 372 amino acids.